AUGCUCCCCCAAAACAAUCUCCGUAAACUCGACGCGGGGGGUUUCUUGAAAGACGAAGGCAGCGUCAACGGCGUCUGGAAUGCAAUUCUUCAACAAUGCUACCCGACUGGUACGGACGUGAAAUAUCUCGUCAACCCAGAACUACGCAUCCAGGAGGACAGCCGUCCUGACCUGCUCGUCCGUUCCUUCACCUACACUGGAAACACAGCCACUGCAAUUCCUGUCCUCGUCUUCGAAGGUAAAGGCAGUGAUGGAGAAGACUGGUUGCGCAUCGAGAGUCAACUGUCCACUUACAUGGGGAAGCUCCCGUUGGCCGAGUCCCAGAAGUGCUGGGCAAUCGGUGCUAAAGGGAAAGAGAUGAAACUCUGGCGGUAUUACAAGGCGAAUGGGGACUUUCUACCAUGGAAGAUCAAUACACCGGGGGGACGGAGCCCACUUAUUCAGGAGGUAGAACGUAAGAAGGCUCCAAAUGCUUACUCUGUGGUGGACGACUACGGUGAUGUUAGGAUUUUGAUGGACUUCAUUACUAAAUAUCCAGAUCCCAACACCGCACCCUCAUCCGGCCCAUAG
Coniophora puteana RWD-64-598 SS2 is the source of this 570-nucleotide messenger RNA. RefSeq lists its product as uncharacterized. The record is from RefSeq and is a predicted model, not a curated record. Lineage: Eukaryota; Fungi; Basidiomycota; Agaricomycetes; Boletales; Coniophoraceae. The transcript is spliced from 2 exons. Bases 1 to 570 code for a protein of 189 amino acids.